This is a messenger RNA of Acaulospora morrowiae, 569 nucleotides long. The record is from the annotation of a GenBank genome assembly. NCBI's taxonomy places the organism in Eukaryota, Fungi, Glomeromycota, Glomeromycetes, Diversisporales, Acaulosporaceae.
ACUAUAAGGUCACCUAUGGUUACCUCGUGUCUCCAAUAAUUUUGCUAUUGGUCAAAGAUCCGAUUGCUAAAGAGUAUGACUUGUCGAAUUUGCGAGUCAUCGUUAAUGGAGCUGCUCCUCUUAGCAAAUCAUUAAUUGACGAUAUGCUUAGCAUUCAUAAUAUUACUGUCAAAAAAUAUGUCAUCGGUGUUGAUUAUGAGAAAGAAUCAACAAAUGGCACCUACUGUUCCGUUGAAAAACUGUUACCUAAUAUUGAGGCUAAGAUAAUUACGGAAAAUGAACAAGGGAUAUCUAAUAGUGAAGAGGCAAACAAUGCAGCUUUUGAUGGAAACUUAUAUAUUACUGAUUGUAUCAAAGAGGGUUUCCAGGUUACACCUGCGGAACUGGAAGAAAUAAUCACACAUUCAGCAGUGUCAGAUGCCGCCGUAGUUGGCUUUUAUUGUGAACCUGAAGCCACUGAAUACCCCUUGGAUUGUUUUACACUUCAAGCAGGCUACGAACAAUCAUUAGAGUUAAUUCACAAGAUCAAAAAUUGCGUUGCUGAUCGAGUGGCACUGCAUAAGAGGUAG